AUGUCUAUCCCACAGCUACCAUCUGCACCGCCGUCCCUCCGCCCUGCCAUCGGAGGCGGGCGCCCCGGAGCUGCCCGCACACCGAGACUUGGCUUAUCCAUACCCUCAUCCGCCAGUGGAAAGCCCAUCGGAAAUGCCGGCGGCGGUGCCCCUUCGAGGCCCCCACUACCCACAUUGCACCUGGCCACUCCCAUGGGCAGCCAGGUGACGCCGCUGGAGCAGCCUUCGAGGCCCGCCGGCGUCCAACCGGGCCAGUCGGCAGGCGGCGGCAGCGAGAGCAGCGCUGACCACUCGAGGUCGGGGAGCUUCGGUCCCCUCGACGGUCGCGCCAGCAACCCCACAUCCGCCGGCUCGCAAUACUCGGCUCUGUCAUUCGCCUCCCAGUACGGAAUUGGCGUGCCCCGGACGCACGGCACGCCAGAUCCCGUCUCCGCAGUCGGCUCCUUGUACUCGGAGCGGAGCGAGGGUGGCGUCCAGAUGGAGAGGGACGGCAGCCUGCAGGGCCUCGAGGCCUUUGACAAGCUGACCCUGGAGAAGGCUAGGACGAAGGACGUCGAGGACAUGGACGACGAGAGCUGGAGGAUAGCCAGCAUGGAGAAGAGGAUCGAAGAGAUUGGCAGCCUGGGCGAGGGAGCCGGAGGCGCCGUCACCAGGGCCAGGCUCAGGGGCGGCAAGACCGUCUUCGCCCUCAAGAUCAUCACCACCAACCCGGACCCGGACGUCAAGAGGCAGAUUGUGCGUGAGCUGGGCUUCAACAAGGACUGCGCCUCGGAGCACAUCUGCCGCUACUACGGCGCCUUUGUCGACCCCUCGACUGCCACCAUCUCCAUCGCCAUGGAGUACUGCGAGGGCGGCUCGCUCGACAGUAUCUACAAGGAGGUGAAGCGCCUGGGCGGUCGCACCGGCGAGAAGGUCCUCGGAAAGAUCGCCGAGGGCGUCCUCCGCGGCCUGACGUACCUACACACCAGGCGCAUCAUCCACCGCGACAUCAAACCCUCCAACAUCCUCCUCUGCCGCGACGGCGCCGUCAAGCUCUGCGACUUUGGCGUCUCGGGUGACUUCGGCACAAAGGGCGAGGCCAACACCUUCAUCGGCACGAGCUACUACAUGGCACCCGAGCGUAUUACCGGCCAGGCCUACACCAUCACCUCGGACGUCUGGUCCACCGGCGUCACCCUCCUCGAGGUUGCCCAGCACCGCUUCCCCUUCCCGGCUGACGGCACCGAAUCCCAGCCCAAGGCCGGUCUCAUCGACCUCCUCACCUACAUUGUCCAGCAGCCCGUUCCCAGGCUCAAGGACGAGCCCGACAUGAAUGUCUACUGGAGUGAUAAUUUCAAGUACUUUAUCGAAUCUUCCCUGGAAAAGCAACCCAACAGACGUGCCAGCCCAUGGAAGAUGCUCGAGCACCCCUGGAUGGUCGAGAUGCGCGCCAAGAGGGUCAACAUGGCCAAGUACCUCUCCUAUGUAUGGGGCUGGGACGAAGAUAUGUCCAAGUCGUAG
This is a messenger RNA of Geosmithia morbida, 1500 nucleotides long. RefSeq lists its product as uncharacterized. Gene Ontology annotation, biological process: protein phosphorylation. The record is from RefSeq and is a predicted model, not a curated record. Gene Ontology annotation, molecular function: ATP binding; protein kinase activity. The coding region runs from base 1 to 1500 and encodes 499 amino acids. The transcript is spliced from 2 exons. Lineage: Eukaryota; Fungi; Ascomycota; Sordariomycetes; Hypocreales; Bionectriaceae.